GCUGCUGCUGCCCGGGCCCCGGCCCCGGCCCCGGCCCCGGCGGCAGGAUGCAGGACCCAAAUAAAGACACGGAGUGGAAUGACAUCCUGCGCAAGAAAGGUAUCCUUCCUCCAAAGGAAAACCUGGAGGAACGGGAGCGCGCAAAGGAAGAGGAGCAGCUUGCCAUCCUUCAGAAGUCUCUUGUGAAAACUUAUGAAGACAUGACUCUGGAAGAACUAGAAGAGAAUGAAGAUGAGUUUAAUGAGGAAGAUGAGAAGGCUAUUGAAAUGUACAGGCAACAAAGGUUAGCAGAAAUGAAAGCAGCUCAAAUGAAGAAUAAAUUUGGGGAAGUUUUGGAGAUUUCAGGAAAAGAUUACGUUCAAGAGGUUACGAAAGCUGGAAAAGGUGUAUGGGUAGUCCUGCACCUCUACAAACAAGGAAUUCCACUCUGUGCCUUGAUAAAUCAACAUAUGAGCGGGCUUGCAAGAAAGUUUAGAGACGUGAAAUUCAUCAAAGCUAUCUCUACCACCUGCAUUCCCAACUACCCUGAUAAAAACCUGCCUACGAUAUUUGUAUACCUGGAGGGAGACAUCAAAGCUCAGUUUAUCGGGCCUUUGGUGUUCGGUGGCAUGAACCUGACAAGGGAUGAAUUGGAGUGGAAGAUUUCGGAGUCGGGUGCAAUCAAGACAGAUCUGGAAGAGAACCCCAGGAAGCAGAUUCAGGACCAGCUCAUGUCCUCAGUCAGGGCGUGUGUCCCAGCCAGGGGGGAGAGUGACUCAGAGGAUGACUAACUCCUGUGACUGCAUCAAGAUUGAUCCAGUACACUUGCAGCCAGCGUUCCUACCUAGAGCACUGAAGAUGCUCAUCAAGAUCUUGCUGAGCCCCAGAAGGGUCGUAUUUCAAGACAGCCAUUUAUCUAGAAACUAAAAAAAGUUUAUUAAAAAAAAAAACCCAAAAAAACUUACUGCAGUUUCACUUAAGAUCAUGAAAGAUAUUUUAUAUUCUGAAGCCUGAGUAAAUAUUACUCAAAGUUUUAAAAUACAGACAUCAGUAGAAACAGAGGUCUCUUGUUUUUUAUUUUAUUAGUAAAUUGCUGACUUUUAAGGCCACUUCAUAUUUUAGAUUUUAGUGCACUAUUUUUGACAAGCUUAACUCAUGUAAAUCAUGUUUAAGUAGCUGGUCUUACACAAUGGGUUAUAGUACUUAAUUGGGCCUUCUCUUAGCACACAGUGUGUAGAUGUCGGGCAUCCUGGACUGGGGAGAGCUAGGUGAGGUGACCCAUGACGUCGGUGCCACCUGAGGUGGCACGUGGUCCUGUUCUGGUAGGGAGGCCAGCGUGAGGCUGUGAACUGGGACCCCGGACGUCUUGGGAGAGGCCUUGGUGAUGGCCAGCAUCUCCUGGAACCUUCCGAGUCCAGAACCCCCUUUCCUUUAGCAGCAGUAUUUUGCCUUUCACAGGGGCUGAGCUUCCUGCACCAUCUUUACUGCUAACUGGGAAAGAAAAUUCAAGAUGGUGGUGCUCGAGUGUGAAGCGGCUGACUUCCUCCACAAAGACAAGUCUAAUGUGUUUCUACAGUAGUGUCAAAUGGAAGGGAAAACGAUGUCUAAAGACCUUACAUCUUUCUAUAUUAAAGCCUUCCAUCUUCUAGGUACAGUAAUAAUUGAGGCCUUAGGAGAGAGUGAACUGAAAUACCACCAUAAUUAUAGAUCUGCUGACACUUGGAGCUACUUGCUUAUUUUGGAUUGGGUUUAAUGCCCACCUACACUUUCAAUUUGUCUACGCUUGGGCUAACAAGCUCCAAGAGCUUUUGCUAAUAAGGCUGCCCCAAGGACAUUUUGUUAUAUUGCUGAUGGAUUCUGUGGGUGGAUGGUACAGAAUGCAACGCUCUAUAAAAAGCAAUUUUAUUUUAGUUUUGUAUUAGUUCAUAGCAACUUUUAAGCAUGUUUUUUGCACUCUGAUUCCCCAGUCAAAUCAGUGUGUAGUUCAAAUGAAUAACUGUUUCUUAAACUUUGGGUGAAGUUGUAGGAUUCUGAUGGAGAGCUGCUUCUCAGAUCUGAAUGGUGAUUUGAGUGUCACCUACGUUUCCUUUUCUCUUUUGUGUUUUUUGGCAAAACAAUUAAAACAUUAACAUUUUGCGGGUGAGCCAAAUGCAGCAGAAUACAAGCUGAUAAAUCCUGAAUAUUAUUAUUUUACAUACCACCACACUUCUCUUGAUACUGGACUAUCCAGAAUGCUAUCAGACCUGACGUUUUUCUGUACUUACCUACAAUUUACAAUCUAGGAAGGGGACAACUCUUUCUCCCCUGCGCUGCAUAUUUUGCUUAUCUUUUUUUUGUCCUCAUUUAACAGUGCUUUGGAGAGACCUCUGAGGACAUGGACUUUUAUUUCCUUUUGGAGCAGCUCCCAGAAGGAAAAUCAGUCCAAAGAGCUAGGCUAUUGCUAACCUGAAAUAAGACCCUGUGAAAUGUGUGUAGAGUGGAUGUUGCAUCCUCAGACUCUCCCUCCAGAUCUGCUGUAGUUGAGCUGUCUCAAUUACUGAUGCAGACACAGCUGCCAUACUAUUCUCAACUUGUUUAUAAUUUAAAGUUUAUGAAACCUUUUAGGAAGGGGAGGUAGAAUCUGCAAUCCAUCUUGUGUAUCGUUGCUGUGACAACUUCAAUUUGAAAUCUAAUUUAAAAAGUAGGCAAAGCUUUGGAUACUUUAUUUCUAUUAUUCCCUCUUUUAUUGUCUCCCACUUCAGUGCCUCUAUGGAGGCAGAGAAGCAAUAACAUUGCAGCUGGCCUUUCACUGUCUUCUAGAGCAUGGAUGAUUUAUGGACCGCAGUAGGAGAGAAGCUCGAAGCACGAUGACCACUGCAUGUAGAUGGGGUUGCUGAGGGCUCUGUCCUAUGGGAUCUUGGAAACAUCUAGGGAUGAAGAUUCCUCAGAUUGUCCCAGUGCUUGACCGGCUCCAGGGCAGCCCUCUUCUUCACAGCCUGCACAGGACAGCACAGGCAGCAAGACCUUGAGCCAGGACUACAGAAGAGUCUGUCCAGAGCUUGAUCUAAAGCUUGCUGUUCAAUCAGGAGAACUGGUGUUUCAAAGACAGACAGGCAUCCUUAGGAUACUAACCAUAGACCUGCUAGAGCUAAUCAGCAGAGAAAGCUGAAGGAUAGAGUGUGUGUUUUGACCAGACCAUACCAGCUUGUAAGGACCUUAGCCAGUGGCUCCCAGCUAAGAGGAUGUGUCUUGAGCCCCCCUUCUGGAAGGGGGAUGCUCACACCCUCUACUCCAGAAACUACAGGCCUUCCUCAGACAUUUCCUGCUUGUUCCUAUCCACACUGGCACAGUGAUUCUUGUUCCCUAAUCUGCAAAGUAAGCCAUCUUAGAUGGGAUGGUGUCCCCUCAGUGGAAGGCUCACCCCUUGUGAAUGAGGCACUGCCUUGGUGCGGGUUUGAGCCCCUCAGGCACAAGUGAGAAUUGAACCAAAGUGCUUAGGCCCUUGGCAUGUGGUGUGAUAAACCCUUGGAUAAAUAAAAAGGGAAGGUGGGACUUUGGGCUCUUUCUGUUAUGGUCUUCUCUUCCACCAGGGUCUUGAAAGACAAUCACAGCUGCCUUCCCCUUUUGGACGGAGUUUAAUGGAUUUUGUGGGCUCUGGGACCACCCAGAGGACUAGGGCUGUGUAUGGGCAUCUGGUUGCCCCAAGCUGUUUGUGGCGAGCCAGAUACCCAACACUCAUGAAUGACACUUAUGGCACCCCCGGGCAGUAGAUAUGUCUUUUUCCCCACAAGAAUCAGGCCUACCCAGGUGACUAGGUAGGAGAGGGGGAGAUGGCCUCUUCUAGCCUGCUCCCUGCUGUCAGGGCUACAGCAGGGGCUGCCUUGCCAUUCAAUAGACAGCACUGAGCAACUUACAGCAACUCGGGAGAAAUGGAGACAGUUUGACUGGUACCGUCUUCUAUCCUGAGCUGCUUAAUGUGUUGACGUGUCAGGGGAAGCCGUUUGAGGAUUCCCUGCUGGAAGGGGCAGAGGAGAGAAUAGUCACAGACAAGAAGAGGCUGAAUGUACUGCCCAGCUGCUGGGACCCUUGUGGAGCAUCAUUUCAGAUGGUCUCUGUGCUUCUUGGUAUUUGGCUAAGUGUGAAACCAGCUUCUUGUAAUUUUAUUUUCUCUCUUGCCAAUCAUAUUGCCCUGCUCAAGGCCUUUUGUAGAAAUUAGGUCUCUGCAGGAAAUGGAUAAUGAGGUCUGUUUAACCUUUUGGUGGAGCAGAAGCUAUGGAAGCAUACAGUUAAGGUGAAUGAGCUUUAGUUUAAAAGGAAGUUGACUGCUAAAUAGCAAACCAAAACAGCCAAUUAAUAUACGUAGCAGAAUGAGGCAGUAUAAUGGGAGAAAAUAAUUGGAGAGCGUGAACUCUCAUUUGCUAAGAUUUGGGACACUGUUGCUAAAUGCACUGUCUGUAUUUUUGCAGCCUGUCAACAGUUAGUGUUAGAUCAAUGCUUGCUUCUCACCAGUGUGAUAAGGGUCUUUCCGUCAGCUAUCAUGGGGAGAUGUCGGAGGCAGUGAUCCUGUAAACAGUGCUGAGGCUUGUUUGAGUUACAGUCCUGUAUACUGCUGCCAAAGCAUCCCUGACAUCCCACACUGCCGCGGUGCCGGCGGGUGGGGGGGAAAAGGUAACCCUGGGCCAUAGACAGGGACAGAUGAUUUACCAUUAGUGGACAGUCAUCUGGAGUUUUUUGUGUGAAAUGUAAGUGAACCACUAAUAAUAAAAAAGGUUUUCUUUAUGGUA
This is a messenger RNA of Tyto alba (common barn owl), 4742 nucleotides long. It is a transcript of the gene PDCL3, whose product is annotated as phosducin like 3. Gene Ontology annotation, biological process: protein folding; angiogenesis; positive regulation of gene expression. NCBI's taxonomy places the organism in Eukaryota, Metazoa, Chordata, Aves, Strigiformes, Tytonidae. The record is from RefSeq and is a predicted model, not a curated record. Gene Ontology annotation, cellular component: cytoplasm. The transcript is spliced from 6 exons. Bases 48 to 770 code for a protein of 240 amino acids.